AUGUCCACUGUUACUCGUGCUAUUGAAAUUUGUAACAUUGUAGAACCUGUGGAAUCCAGGACCAAUGAGCCUAUUGAAUGGGCAUGUCUGAAACGGGACCAUAAAGUAUAUGCAUUUUUGGCUCAAGGUAUUGCCUCCUUCCCAAGAAAAGAAUGCUUGUCUGAGGCACUUGGUGCUUCAAGCACUGACAAUUACCCAGAUGAAAGCAUUCAGAAUACCCCGGAACCAAGUGACAGGAUUGGUCAGAGACCUUCUUACUGGUCGAGCAAGGGUGAAAUUGAUUCUGCAGUCCCUGAGACAUUAACGUAUAAAUUGAUGGCCAAACUCUGUGUGAUUACUGAAAUCCAUAUUCAACCAUUUCAAGUGUACUUUCAGUUUGGUUCCCCCAUAUAUCCAGCAAAGGCUGUAAGAUUUUUGAUGGGGGAUUUGUAUUGCUGGUAUGGAAGCACAAAUGGAGGGAGAAGUGUCUUCAGCUGCACAAGAAUCUUGUCAUGAAAUAUUGCUGGUCCAGAUUCAGUAUUACUAAUUAACUGCGUUAUAGGAGAAUUGUUUGCAAAAGUUCAAGCUGCCAGAACCUGUCCUCUGCAUUGGAGGGAUUCUGCAAGUCCAGCUAUUGGGUAGAGUGCAGAAACAAGAAAUAGAUAGUUUGUAUUACAUAUGGUGAGUCCUACUUUAUUAUGAUUUUUGUCGCUUGUGUUUGGUGCACAAGCGAGAGGGAUUUUUCUCGCAUUCACAGGUUUGGUGCAAGUAUAAGAGGUUGGGAGCACAUGAUCCUCAACACAUUACCCGGUGCUAGAGGGAUUAUGGUAAAUGACUACGACUACGACGGCGAGGACGAUGAUUCAGAUGACCAGUAUAACUAAGUGCUUCUGCUUCUUGCUACGCUUUCUGGUUUUCUUAUGCUCUGUUCCUGCUGCCCUUCUGUAAG
Molecule: messenger RNA, 928 nt
Organism: Coffea eugenioides
Lineage: Eukaryota; Viridiplantae; Streptophyta; Magnoliopsida; Gentianales; Rubiaceae
Product: F-box protein At4g00755-like
Exons: 2
Coding region: 1-495 (164 amino acids)
Source: RefSeq, a predicted model, not a curated record